AUGCUUGAGGCAAAGGAGAAUAUAGAGGUGUCACUUCAGGAAGAAGGUGAGUUUAAACAAAAUUUUUCUUAUCGUUUACCUUAAAAGGUGCUGCAGUUCAUUCUCAUUUUUCGUCACUUAGGGGAGAAAGGAGAAUAACAUCCGGUCUUCAUGACAACCAGCACAUCACAGACACACGUCCCUCACUCUCUGGAAAGUUUCUUGAGUUCCUUCCAUCUCUCCAUCCCUCCCUGCCUCGUUCUGCACCUCAUCCAAGACAACAGAAAUGUGAGAGCCCGUUUAUCGUCUAUCUCUUUUUUAACCUUAUGAAUCGCAUACAUGUAACGUGAAUGAUUCAGCGUGAGUUUAAAAAACGCAGAAAGCGUGAUGAAACCGUGAUGUGUAAAAUUGGUGUCUUGCCCAUUAGGGUAUUCUUCUCAAAUCAAUGUCACUCUUCAUUGGGGCGGGCAUCAAAGGCAGUCUCAACUCCAUACGUAAAUCGCUCUGACGAAGGGCUAACGCUCGAAACGUCAGCUUUUUUACCCUUUACGGUGGCUAAUUUACGUUUUCAACCCAGUUGUUAACACUACAUUACCUGCUAUACUCUCCCACCGACGCAGCACCACAGUUUCUUUAGAAACUUACCCCUUUAUCCAUACGUAAACUGCAAGGUUCUCAUCUCAGAUCUACUUUCAUGUGUAUCUGAAAGUGCACAUAAGUCAAUCCAUUACCGAUACUUUUUUCUUCUAACAGUACUCAACGUCACUUCCACGCAGACAAACAUCACCCUCGACGAAGGAAGCACAACAACUCUCAAUUGCAGGGUCAUCUUUUCAGAAGCUUUCGCUGUGGUCGUGUACAGGCUUUUGAACGGAAAGAUAGUCCCUAAACCUGAAGUCUUGCACCAAGAAGUGAAUGGCAUGUCCUUGGCAAACAAAGUUAAACGACUCAGCAUAAGGCUGGAACUGAAACAUGUGUCCCUCGCCCAAAGUGGAAUCUACACGUGUGGUGCAAACUCCACCAUUGGUUUAAAACACACGACAUAGCUGUGAACAUACGUGACACACAAGGUCCAGAUUUCAAAUUCACACAGAAAAUUAAAUCCUUUGUUGAAAUUGCAAACGGUACAAAUGUUACUUUAAGUUGUCUCGGAAUUUACCCAGCAGCAUCGUUUGAUGACACUUUCUGGCUUUUUAAUGGCAGCCAAAUAAAAAGUAACAAGCACUUUGAAAUAAACAAUGGUUUCGUUGACAACAAUGAGGGAAAUGUUAAGAGGAGACUUCUCAGCCUAACGAUAUACAAUGCUGGGGUUGAAGAUAGUGGAACUUGCGGACGAAAAACAUCAAGGUUUAUGUGACAUAUUUUCCGGGUAUGGGUUUCUUUUCUAUUCGCUCCUGUUCUUUUGCUGUAAUAAAAACAGCGACUCCUUUACGCAGAGUGUCUGUGAGGAAUGUUAAUGAUCGCGUAGAAUGCUGUUACUACGAAAAAUAUGGCAACUUCUGUUCGCCGUUGAAACUUUGUGUUAUUAUCAAGACCUUCUCACCAUGCAACUGAGAAUGAGUAUUGGCCCAUUGUCAUCGUUAUUUUUCAUCAUAUUUGAUUCAAAUUUCUUUUAUCGGGUAUUACUACUCUAAAGCCCAGUGUUUCGGCGGCCAACAAGGUUGUGAUAGCAAGAAAAGGUUCCAAUGUAACCUUGAUGCCGCCUUGGAAGGAAGGUUACAUCUCUUACAACCUCAGACUCCUGGGAAAUCAAAGGACUAGAAUUAAUAAAAAGUUACAACAGGGUAGAAAUUCUUUAGCCACACUGCUGAAAAAUGACUAAUUCGUACCACAGUGGCUGACUUCAGUAUUACCAAAAGUUUUUUUAAAAAGCCACAGACUGGGAAAUGAAUGUAUAAGUAUAUACAAGUAAUUUGUGUCCCGCCUUCCUUUGGGGCUAUGCACUCUCAUCUCGUCAAUCUUAGAGAGCGACUACGAACUGCUCUUGUGUCCAUGAAAGUUUUAAUUCCGUAUUUUUUCUUUUACCUUUUUCUUAAAUCAGGUGUUAUUGCUCUGAAGCCCAAGAUCUCGGUGGUCGAUAAGGCUGUUGUUGCACGAAAAGGUUGCACAGUAAAUUUGACAUGCUCUGCCACGAGCGUUAGAAAACUUACAACCUCAAGCUCUUGGAAAUUCAACGGACAAGAAAUAAAGAAAAGAAACAACAAAAUAAUAAUACCAAAGCCACACUAUCAGAUAAUUAAAAGAAAAGGAAACUUUACUUUAACCAUCAAGAAUGUUUAG
This is a messenger RNA of Pocillopora meandrina, 2259 nucleotides long. NCBI's taxonomy places the organism in Eukaryota, Metazoa, Cnidaria, Anthozoa, Scleractinia, Pocilloporidae. The record is from the annotation of a GenBank genome assembly.